This is a messenger RNA of Ictalurus punctatus (channel catfish), 7076 nucleotides long. RefSeq names its product NLR family CARD domain-containing protein 3-like. The record is from RefSeq and is a predicted model, not a curated record. The coding region runs from base 421 to 1917 and encodes 498 amino acids. NCBI's taxonomy places the organism in Eukaryota, Metazoa, Chordata, Actinopteri, Siluriformes, Ictaluridae. The transcript is spliced from 15 exons.
UCUUAUUAUUUCUGUGUCUGUGUUAUUAUUUCAGACAUCAGAUAUUUCUCAUCUAUAUUAAAUGUUUUCUACACAUUUGAUCAUUUUAGAAAAUGUUUGAAGGAUUUUUACACGCACCCCUGCUCUCAUCAGACAGAACCUCGAUUGGGAAACACUGGAGCUCUGACAGUUGUUCGUGCUGAAUGAAGUCAUGAGAUAAUAAAUGAAGAAUAAACGGUUAGGAAGUGAAAGUGAAAGUCAGUCUCCAUUUUGUGUGGAGGGGAAAAUACAGCAUUUCAGGAGUAAAAACACAGCUGUUUUAUGACUUGAUACAGAGACUAUUUCCUGUAAGUGAACUCUGUGCUGAUACAGGGUUUGAUUUAACACACCGAUGUUGGAGUGAAGUAAACGUGUGUCCUGCUGUAAUCUGGAGAAGGAGACAUGACCUCCAACAUCAGUGUGUCUGGAGAACAGGACUUAAAGAGAGACGAGAGAAUGAUGGAGGGAAAGAGAUCAGACUCACCAGAACCCAGCUGUGUGUCCAUGAAGAGUGACGAGUCAAUGGAGCAUCCACUUACCUUCAGAGACGGAGCCAGUUCUCCUGAUGUGAGACCACAACAGAAGAAAUCAAACCUCAGCAGAAAUCAGUUGGACUCCAUAUUCAAGGAGCUGGAACACAAAGUCAUCACUCUGAUAAAGAAUGAGCUGGAGAGGUUUAGGAAGCUCCUGAGUCCAGAUUACCCAGCAUGCACUGAGAGGGAGGUGGAGGAUGAGGAGGAUCUGCACAGUGUCAGAGACGGAGCGCUGAAGAUCACACUGCACGUCCUGAAGAACAUGAACCACACAGAUCUCGCUCACACACUGCACAACAAGUCUGUGGCCUCUGUGUAUCAGACAAAGCUGAAAUCCAGCCUGAGAGAGAAGUUUAAAAGAAUUAAUGAAGGAAUCUCACAGCAUGGAAGCUCAGCACUUCUGAAUGAGAUCUACACAGAGCUCUACAUCACAGAGGGUUGGAGUGGAGACAUCAAUAAUGAACAUGAGGUGAGACAGAUUGAGACAGCGUCCAAGAGACCAGCAGCACAGGAGACACCCAUCAAAUGUAAUGAUCUCUUUAAAGACAAGUCCAUCAGAAGUGUGCUUACUAAAGGAGUUGCUGGAAUUGGAAAAACAGUCUCUGUGCAGAAGUUCAUUCUGGACUGGACUGAAGGAAAAGCAAAUCAGGACGUCACCUUCAUGUUUCCACUUCCCUUUAGAGAGCUGAAUCUGAUGAAGCAGGAACAUCUCAGUCUGAUGGAUCUUCUUCAUCACUUUUUCCCUGAAAUGAGAAAACUACAAUUAAUAGACUUCUACAAAGUGGUGUUGAUCUUUGAUGGUCUGGAUGAGUGUCGACUUCCUCUAAAUUUCCAGAAGAAUGAGAGACUGUGUGAUGUGACAGAGUCAGCCUCAGUGGAUGUGCUGCUGACGAACCUCAUCAAGGGGAAUCUGCUUCCCUCUGCUCUCCUCUGGAUAACCUCUCGACCAGGAGCAGCCAAUCAGAUCCCUCCUGAGUGUGUAGACCAGGUAACAGAGGUACGAGGGUUCAGUGAUCCUCAGAAAGAGGAGUACUUCAGGAAGAGGAUCAGUGAUCAGAGCCUGGCCAAUAAAGUAAUCUCACACAUGAAGUCUUCAAGAAGCCUCUACAUCAUGUGCCACAUCCCAGUCUUCUGCUGGAUCUCAGCCACUGUUCUAGAGAGAAUGUUGGGUGAAGCAGAGAGUGGAGAGAUCCCCAAGACUCUGACUCAAAUGUUCACACACUUCCUGAUCUUUCAGAUCAAACACAAGGAGCAAAAGUACCAUCAGAAAUGUGACCCUGAUCCUGAUCCUCCUGAGUGUUCAGGAGUUUCUGGCUGCUUUAUAUGCAUUUUUCUGCUUUUAUUUUUAGAAAGACAAAUGUGUUAGUGGAGCAAAGCACUGGACUUUUUAAUUUCUUCAGAAAGUCAGACAUGUCUGAUCUCCUCAGGAGUGCAGUGGACAAGGCCUUACAGAGUGAGAACGGACACCUGGACCUGUUCCUCCGCUUCCUUCUGGGUCUCUCACUGGAGUCCAAUCAGACUCUCUUACGAGGGUUAAUGCCACAGACAGGAAGCAGCUCUCACAGCAAACAGGAAACAGUCGAGUACAUCAAGGAGAAGAUCAGGAAGAAUCCAUCUCCAGAGAAAUCCAUCAAUCUGUUCCACUGUCUGAAUGAACUGAAUGAUCAUUCUCUAGUGCAGGAAGUACAGACUUACCUGAACAGAGGAGGUCACAGUCGUCUCAGUGGAACCAUACUCUCUCCUGCUCAGUGGUCAGCUCUGGUGUUUGUGUUACUGAACUCAGAUCAGGAGCUGGAUGAGUUUGAUUUGAGGAAAUAUGACCCAUCAGAGGAAUGUCUUCUGAAACUGCUGCCAGUGGUCAAAGCCUCCAGAAGAGCUGAGCUGUGUGUGUGUGUAAACUGACAGAGGAAAGCUGUAGAGUUCUGUCCUCAGUUCUCAGAUCAAACUCCUCCAGACUGAGAGAACUGAACCUGAGUGACAAUAACCUGCAGGAUUCAGGAGUGAAGCUGCUCUCUGCUGGACUGGAGAAUCCACACUGUACACUGGAGACACUGAGGAUGUGUAACUGCAGGAUUACAGAUGAAGGUUGUGCUGCUCUGGCUUCUGCUCUGAGGUCAAACUCCUCAUCACACCUGAGAGAACUGAAUCUGAACGAUAAUAAUCCAGGAGAAUCAGGAGUGAAGCUGCUCUCUGAUCUACUGAAGGAUCCACACUGUAACCUGGAGACACUACACAUUAACUAUAAUACACUCACCAGGACUGGCGUAUGACAGGAGUCUCACCUCAAACCUCUUCUCCAGGAUACUGCAGUCUUGGUGAAGAGUUAGAACCCGUCCCACAUUUCCAGCAGUUUUGGAGCUGAAUCAUUAAACUUAAAGGGGCAGAGCAGAAACAAAGUCAAGAACAGGCAGAAGGUCGUACACAGGAGAAAUCAACACACGUAACCAAAUAUCUGCUGUACAAAGCAACGGCACCGAUCUGCCCCGGGGAUGGAGACUGACGAGGCUUAAGUACACGUCCGGAAAUGUACAGCCAACUCAUCCCAAAGCACAAGGCGGGAGCAGACAUGUACAAGAUGUGAUAGUCCAAUGGCAAGCCGGAACAUGACGCAUCGCAGUGGACUGGGCUUAAAAGAGGAGGAGACAAGACACCCAUCCCUCCCCCGACAUAGACACACGAAUGGAACAUAGUACAAACAGAAAUACAACUGAGGACGUAACAAUGGCCAAGUAUCAAAUAAAAUGUAAACGUGCAUUGAUGAAGGUAAUGUUGUUAGUAAUUGUUAUAAAUUACCAUGGUAACACAGAGCUCCAAGGUAUAAAAAUAUGGAGUUUGUCAUCAACCAAACAGUAACCAGUUUUAAUACCUAAAAAAGUUUACGUAGCCAAAUUUAGCAAAGCGCUUUACAGUAAAUUAAAAUGUAAAUUAAACUAAUGAAAUGUUGUGCAGCACAUGCUUAUGUUAAUGUUUGUUUCAUUAUAUGAUCAUAUAAAUAAAUAAAUACUCCCAAAGUCACCAGAAUUGAAAGCUUUGGUGCUGUUAAACAUUUAGAGAUUGAGGUUGUGGUGACUCAGUAUUUCACUCAGUAUAUCUGGGUAAGACACAGUGAACGACUCACUGUUGGCAUUCAUGAAGAAGUCAUAAACUCCACUGGAAUAAUAAAUAGGAUCUAAUAAAAUCAUGAGUGGAAAUUAUUGGUGUAAGUUUGUUAGGAUAGACUUCCUCCAACCUGGAACUAUAUCCUCCAGUCCACGCGGUGGCGGUAACGCGCCUAACAGCUGCGUCUCCGACCAGUAGAAAUCACAGAAGAAGAAAAAGCUGCAGCGGGUAUCUCCUGAGCAGUUGAGUUAUUACACCGAACUAAUCAUCUCCAGAUUAAAUUAUUUCUGACAGUUUUACAGUUAGAUUUGAUCCAGUUUAAAAGUAAAAGCUGGUUAUUUUGUCUGUGUUUGUGGAAUUAAAACUCCGUUCUGUUUUUAAACCCGAGUGUCCAAAGCCCAGGCUGACCCCCCACCCCUUCAACCUUUGCAGCAAUGCUGGCAGCACUAUUUCCCAAAGACAACCUCUGGAUAUGACGCUGAGCACGUGCACUCAACUUCUUUGGUCGACCAUGGCGAGGCCUGUUCUGAGUGGAACCUGUCCUGUUAAACCGCUGUAUGGUCUUGGCCACUGUGCUGCAGCUCAGUGUCAGUGCCCAAAGCCCGUGGUGGUGGCAGUGCAUGGUGUGUGUGUGGGAGCAGGAGUGGAUCUAAUCACAGCCUGUGAUAUUCGUCUGUGCACACAGGAUGCCUGGUUUCAGGUGAAGGUAUGAGGAACAUUAAUUUGCCAUACAUUGCUUGCUUACAUGUUUACACCAAAAUCUGUAAACAAGUUAUUUUUGUCCAUAUGAUCAUAUAUAGAGAUAGUAAGUGAUGAGAAGAUAAGAAUGGGCUGAUUGUUCUGACUUGUACAAGCCCCUAUGAAAGAGUUGACCACAAGGGGGCACACUCUGAACAAUUAUUUACAUUAGCAGUUUGUUGAAGAUUAAAUAAACCACAGUGAGCAUCAGAUGUCUGGUUUUAAUACAAAGUGGACUAUUUUAUGAUAUUACCAUCUUGUCAUUUAUCAAAGAAGAGCUACAAAACCUGAAAUUUGUUCAUUUUUAGACAGAAAAAUUCUGCAGUGUAGCUGUUCUAGUGGGCUUUCACACUGGAAGUUUACUCCAAAACAGAGCAGUUUGCAUGAAAAGUUGGUAAUGUGACCGUCGUAAUGUGCACUGGGAAGUGCACUGCGGUACCGAACCCGAGACUACCUGUAGAAAGUGGUCCGAGUUCAGUUACAAUGGAACUGUGAAUGUGAAUUGUCCCAUGAAUGUGAACGUAACUUGUAUCCGGGUCCGCACUUGUUCAGGAAGUAGAGUAACCUGUGCUGAAGGCCUGUUGUGGUGAUGACGUGUCAUGACAUGUUUUGACCCAAAUCUGCAGUAACUUUGAAAAAGUGGAAGCUCCUCUGAAUAUUGUGGAGUUUCUUGAUUUUGCGUUAAUUUCUGUGAUCACAAAAAGAUGAAAUUCUGGACUGACACAGAAGAACGAUAACAGAAGAAUGUGACUUUGGGUUGUACCAUGUAUUUUAUUUUAUUUUUUUUCAUGUAGCUUAAUUAUUUAGUAUAAAUGAAGGCAAGUGUGUGUUCUGUUCAUCUCUGCAGUCGUGUGUUCCCUGAUAGUCAAUGAUUGCUGGAGCUCUGGAAAUAGCAGGUGAGAUUGCAGGCCGGAGUCCCGUCGCUGUCCAAGGAACCAAAAUCAACCUCCUCUACUCCUGAGACCACAGUGUAACUGAGAGCCUAGACUACAUGGCUACUUGGAACAUGAACAUGUUGCAGACACAGGAUCUUAUGAAGUCAGCCCAGGCAGCCCUGGAAAAGAAGAGUCUGAAAGACGUGCCCUUCUCCAAGCUAUAAAGGAGAAGAUCCAGGGCUGUUGAAGCUGUGGUGGAAUUAAGACUUCAUCAUCCACAUAUCUUCAGUUCUUCUUGCUAAGUCUGUUUCUUUUUAGUCUUUUUAUUUUUAGACUGGUCAAAAGACCGAUUAGUGUAAGUUAAAUGAUAGAUGAACUUUUAAUUAUUUGCUUUAUUAUUUGCAGGUGCUUUGUACAGUAAGACAGGGUAACUAAUACUCAAAAGCUUGUUUUGUGUGUUAACAUGUACAGUAGAUGUACAUAUUUCUUCUGGUCCUGUGUGACUGCAGAAUGUAGUGCAAUUAACACAGUAAAUUUCCUUGGAUGCUCACUUUUAACUCGAGGAGGUCACAGUUUGCCCAGACAUCUUUUUUUAAAUCCGUCAAUCCGUCACCCACACGUCAUUCUGGGGGACAAAGAGGAGGAAGCUGGACUGAUAAAUUUAUUUAUUUAUUUAUCAUUGCUGUUUUUCCUCAAUCGAGUGCAGAAAGAAGAGAAACAACACAACUGAUUUAAAAUAAAAAUAUAGAAAACAAUCUAAUGUAAAGUUCUGAUCCGGUUUGCUUUCAGCAGGAAGGCUGUCCUCUUUCCUGUUGCUCUUUCCCUUCCAUUAGUCCAUUUGUUGAGUCUGAAUCGGUUUGAUUCAUUUCGAGACGAUUCGGAGUCAAAUAAUUUUCUAGUGAGCGUCGAACACUUCCAAACGAACUAGACUGAGAUGAGUAUUUGAUUCUCACUAGAAAGUGAUUCGACUCUGAAUCAACUCGAAAUGAAUCAGUCAAACUGAUUCAGACUCGAUAAAAGGACUAUGAGAUGUGAUUAAGAUAUAUAUUCCAAUGUUUUGCUUUACAAUUCCACUGUGUGUGUGUGUGCGCGCACGUGUGUUUUUCAGGAGAACGAGAAACUCGGACACAACAGUACAUCCUGACCAUUGGUACUGUGUACACAUCAACAUACACACACGUCUCCAUGCUGGACAUCUCAGGAGCUUUCACACACAGUGCUAGGAAUAUCACGGGACAGAGAAACGCACCUCCAAAGUGAGCGAGUUUAGUGUCAACCGGUGAAAUUUGCUGUAGCGUGAACGCUUCGCCUCUGUAAGCUUCACUCUCCGUCAGGUUCACUGUAAUUAGACAUAAAAUGUACAUAAUGUUUAUUUUUCAUACAUUUAGGAUUUAAUGUUUUUUUUUUGUUUUUUUUUACUCUUUGAGGAACAGAAAUGAUCUUUCGAGGCAGCUUCUUCAUCACUACCUGCUCUGUUUGACUCAAAAAUGUAACGACCGGUUUCAAAAAGUCACGAUGUCUUCAGUUCAUGUGAUUUUACUGUUGAAUUUAAACAGGAAAUGUGAAAUAUUUUUGUUCCUUUGUUUCCUCUACUGUCUUUUUGCUGUGAUCUUGAACACAGUUGUAAUUUUUUUUAAAUAAUAAAUAAAUUAUCGUUCUAUUCUUUCUCACUUUCCUUGUCCUAAUUGUCCUGUAUCUGUUCAAUCCGUUUCAUCUCUGGUCUUUCUGUCUGUAUGAACACUUGUAGAAAUGACUUGUAGUCCAUAUUUUUAAAUGAUUCAUGAUUUUGAAUUUAAAUAAAGAUAUUCUUUAA